This is a messenger RNA of Momordica charantia (bitter melon), 4894 nucleotides long. RefSeq names its product putative disease resistance protein RGA4. The record is from RefSeq and is a predicted model, not a curated record. NCBI's taxonomy places the organism in Eukaryota, Viridiplantae, Streptophyta, Magnoliopsida, Cucurbitales, Cucurbitaceae. Gene Ontology annotation, molecular function: ADP binding.
CUACAAAUAUUGGCCCAACCUCAGCAUACUUGAUCACUUCAUCUCUCUCGAGCCUUUCUCCAAAUCUCUUACCAACUCAACUUCUCACAGCUCACUCGUUUUUCAUCAAUGGCCGACUCUAUUCUCUUCAACCUUGCUGGAACCCUUAUAAAUAAAUUGGGCWCUUACGUCCACCAAGAGCUUGGAUUGCUCUUGGGUGUCAAUGGUGAGCUUGACAAACUCAAAGGCACUGUUUCUGCCAUUGWAAAGGUGCUUCUCGAUGCAGAGGAGCGGUCGUCCAAGAGCCAUGCACUGGAGGACUGGCUUUCAAAGCUUAAGGGUGUCUUCUACGAGAUUGAUGACCUGAUUGACGAGUUCAAUUAUGAAGCUUUGAGGAGACAAGUUAUGACGAGAAAUAGAAGAAAAACCAAACAGGUCCGUAUUUUCUUCUCCAAAUCUAAUCAGAUUGCAUUUAGUCACAAAAUGGGUGGCAAAAUCAAGGAAAUCAGGGAGAAGCUAAAAGUUAUUAACGAUGAYAAAACUCAAUUUAAGCUCUCUGAGUGUGUCAUAAAUAAGUCAGAUGUUGAUAUCUUGAGAAACACACGUGACCCUGGCGAUUAUAUACCUGAAGAGGAAGUGAUUGGUAGAAAUUAUGAGAAGAAAGAAAUCAUUGAUCUGCUAUUAAAUUCCAACGCUAGAGAAGAUAUUGCAGUUGUUGCUAUAGUUGGAAUGGGAGGAUUAGGAAAGACUACCAUUGCUCAAUCGGUCUACAGCGAUAAGAUGAUGACAAAACAUUUUGAAUUGAGGUUAUGGGUGUGUAUUUCCGAAGAAUUUGAGGUAAAAGUUAUCAUCCAAAAUAUAAUAGAGUAUGCAACUAGGAGGAAAGAGUCAUUCCCUCAAAUGGCUCUCUUGCAAACUGAACUUAGAAAGUUAGUGGAUGGAAAGAAAUAUUUGCUCGUCAUGGAUGAUGUGUGGAAUGAGGAUCAUGAGAAAUGGAAUACUUUGAAAAGAUUGCUAAUGGGUGGUGCGAAGGGGAGUAGGAUUUUGAUCACAACACGUACCCACCAAGUUGCAAAUACUUUUGACUCAACUUCAUUSUAUUCUUUGGAAGAACUGAAUGACAAAAACUCUUGGUUAUUGUUUGAGAAAAUGGCAUUUGGAGGCGAGGGAGCAGAAAAAGAUCCUGAGAAUUCAAAGUUGGUUGAAAUUGGUAAGGAGAUUGUGACAAAGUUAAAAGGUAUUCCUCUCGCCAUAAGAACUGURGGGCGACUUUUAUAUUAUAAAAAGUCAACAGAAUUUUGGUCGUCUUUCAAGGAUAAAAAACUUUACCAAAUUAUAGAACAAGGAAGUCUAAAGGAUAUGCUAUCAAUACUUAUGCUCAGUUAUAACCACCUCCCUUAUAAUUUGAAGCAAUGUUUUCUAUAUUGUGCUAUGUUCCCCAAAGAUUAUGAGAUUCAAAAAAAUGAAGUAAUAAUGCAAUGGAUAGCACAAAGUUUCAUUCACCCAAAUGACAAAUAUAAGUUCAUUGAUAUUGGUGAGGAAUAUUUUAUGGAGCUAUUAUCAAGGUCAUUCUUUCAAGACGUCACAAAAAAUGAUUUGGGAGACAUAAUUACAUGUAAGAUGCAUGACUUGAUGCAUGAUCUUGCUUGUUCGAUAGUAGAAAAUGAAUGUGUCCAUGAUGUGAAUGCUCGCACGCUCAGCAAAAGAACUCAUCAUGUUUCAUUUGACUUAAUGUCAUGGGAAGAAUUGGAAAGACUUCCGGAAACAUUAUCUGAGGCAAAGAAUUUACGGACAUGUUUUUUCCAUUAUAAUCAAAGAAGAACAGAUAACAAUUUCAAUGAAAUCUUUGAAAGUGUCUUUUAUAAUCUUCUGAGAUUAAGGACGUUGGACUUGCAGUUGCUCAGUUUUGAUAAACAAAAUGUAAAGUUUCUUAAAUGUAUUAGCAAGUUGAAACAUUUGAGAUAUCUAGAAAUUCAGAUGUAUACAAAAACUGAAUUUUUUAUGAAUCAUAUUACUGGGUUGUACAAUUUGGAAGUAUUUAUCCUCCGAUGUACAAGGUUAAAAGAAUUGCCGAGAGAUAUCAAAAAUUGGAACGAACUUAAGCAUGUUUAUCUUUAUAAGAAUGAGAUUAUAGAAUUCCUUCCGAAUUCUUUUGCUGAGUUGAAUAAUUUGGAAACACUUGUCCUUCAUCAAUGCACAAAAUUAAAAGAAUUAUUGGGAGAUGUCAGAAAUUGGAUUAAUCUUAGGUAUCUUGAUCUUUCAAGUAGUGGUGUAGAAUUCCUUCCGGAUUCUAUUACUCAAUUAAAAAAUUUGGAAACACUUCUCCUUCGUUUUUGUUCAAAAUUACAAGAAUUACCGAGAGAUACUAAAAACUUGAUCAACCUCAAGCAUGUUGAUUUGUAUGGAUGUUGGGCUUUGACUCAUAUGCCUAAAGGAYUAGGUGAGCUGACUGAUCUUCAAAUAUUGAAUUUUUUUGUAUUAGAAAAAGAUAACAAUGGUGGUGGAUUAAGCGAGUUGAAUGAACUUAACAAGUUGAGGGGAUCCUUAACUAUCAACCGAUUGAAUUUUUGUACAACUUCUGAUCUACCAACAAAUGCUAAGUUCUUGCUGCUGAAGUCGAGUCUUCAAGAGUUGGUGUUAGAGUGGGAGUGGGACAACGAUUCAGUUAAUGAGCCUACAAUUGGUGACUUGGACGAUGACUGCGAAAGUGUUUUAGAAUGCUUACAUCCACAUUCAAAUCUUCGAAACUUAUGUAUAGAUAAAUACAGAGGAGUGAAGUUAUGUAAUUGGGUAUCAUCCAAUUUCCUUGGUUGUUUGGUUACGAUAAAGCUUUCAGGUUGCAAAAGAUUGCAGCAUCUCCCUCAAUUUGAUCAGUUUCCCAAUCUCAAGCGUCUUUCUCUUAGAGAAUUAUCCGGUAUUGAGUAUAUUUUCAACGAUGAUUAUCGUUGUUCAUCAACUUUGUUUCCAUCCCUCGAGGAAUUAAGCAUUUUUUGCAUGCCUAACUUGAAGAGAUGGUGGAAGAAGGGUCAAACCUCAAAAGCAACCUCCUCUCAAAAUGUCUUGUUUCCAAUAAUAUUUCCUUGCCUUUCUAAAUUAGAAAUUUGGGGUUGUCCUCUGCUUGCUUCAAUUACAUGUCAUGCACCUCCAAAGUCAUUGGAAAUGAAUGAUCCAAUCGAAUUUCAUUUUGAUCCGGAUGAAUCAGAUGUUGUAUCAUGGAAAUGUUUUGAAAGUCUCUCAUAUCUACGGCUUACCCACAUUGACGAAUGGGGUUUUUUGUCCAAUUGGUUGCAACAUGUGACAACUCUUCAAGAGCUCACUCUAGAAUACUGUCAAAAUUUAACAAAUCUACCAGAAUCGAUCAGCAACUUCACAUCACUCUCAAAAUUGGAGAUUCUGAAAUGUACAGAUUUAAUGAGUCUACCAGAAUCAAUUGGCAAUCUUACUUCACUUACAGAAUUGACUAUUGAUUUUUGUCCAAGCCUAACUUCAUUGCCGGAAGGGAUUCGCCACCUUCACUGUUUACAAUCAUUGACAACUUGGGACUGUCCCAUUUUGGAGAAAAUGUACAAGAAAGAAACAGGAGAAGAUUGGCUUAAAAUUGCACAUAUCCGCCAAGUAAACCAUUGGGAAAGCCCUACAUAAUCCUCAACAGAGGAGAGGAAGAAGCCAAUAAUUGAAGGUAUCCAUACUUCAAAAAGUCAUUUGCUGCCUUUCUUUAGCCUGUGUUUUCCAACUCUGUAAGUUUAUUUCCAUUCCAUUUUCGUUUUAGGUUGAGAUUUUCUUCAUAUUAAUUCUUGAGCAGCUUUAUAAAGUUUAUACACAAAGAAAUCAGAAUUAAUUUCAAUAUUUCUUUGGCUGAUUUCAUGAGCAGAAGCCUAGCCAAAACUUGAAAACAUAGUUUUUGAAUCUGAUAAUAGACAAUCACACAUAAUGACAUGAGUGAAUGAGACCAUGGUUUGGUGCCCAAUUUUAAGGGAUUUUUCUAUUUUCUCCUGUGUGUAAUAUUGUCAAAGUGUCAAUAUGCUUUAUCUUGAUAUAUAUAUCUAUUAUGUGUAUCUCCUAGCUCUGAUUAGAGAAAAUUUUGUGUGUCUGUUAUUGUUGAUAGUGAAGAUUUUGACUACGGUCACGUGGUUUUUUACUCCUCGAUUUGGGGAGGUUUUUCCACGUUAAUAUCGUUGGUGUUAUAUUGUUUUUUGCUUGCUUAUUCCCAGUAAAGGAGAUAAUUGAUUAGUAGUAGUCAAAUUUGUUUAACCCAUCAAUGAGGUCGAAUGAAUGGUUGGAGAAGCCAUGUUUGGUUGCCAGCUUGUACCUUGGCUCUGCCUCCCCCUUCAGAAAUUUUGUUGGUUUCUCCAAGAUUUCAAUUCUGCCACUAAUGGAGAGCAAGCAUUUACCAUAAGAACAAGAAGGGAAGCCAAUCUUUGGAUGAAAAGCUUACUCAUAUCCAAAUAGGGUCCUUGUCUUUAGAAGCAACCCGUCAUCCAAAUAGAGUUCUUGCUAGAGUUUAGUAGUGAAAACCAAGUCAAAAGCCAAGAUUUUUUCAUAAGUUAUUCAUCUGAGCAAUCAUGGUACGUAACUCAUAAAUUUUGUAUCAAAAUCAUAGCUGGAACUUGGUUGUAGUUUGAAUUUCAAUUAGGUGAAAACUCGGCUGAAUCCAAAUAGAUUAUAUGAUUUUUUGAUAUGUAUAUGUAGUAGGUUUAGCUUUUUCUUUUUCAAAGUUAGACUUUUUUUUCUCUUUUUGCUAUAAUUGCUCUGUAAUUUUUUAAUAGGAUAAUGGCAAAGCUUAUGUCUGCUAGGCUAUACAAUCAAGUAGUCUAAGUUAAAAUAAGUUUGAGCUGCYAUAGCAUUUGCAUCUCUUACCUACUUCAUUUACAGGAUAAUAAUGAUAGUUCAAAUAUGCCCAUGUCAAAAAACAUAA